Molecule: messenger RNA, 2033 nt
Organism: Phragmites australis (common reed)
Lineage: Eukaryota; Viridiplantae; Streptophyta; Magnoliopsida; Poales; Poaceae
Product: ferredoxin--nitrite reductase, chloroplastic-like
Exons: 4
Coding region: 50-1837 (595 amino acids)
Molecular function (GO): iron-sulfur cluster binding; oxidoreductase activity; heme binding
Source: RefSeq, a predicted model, not a curated record
ACAACCACACGCUCGGUACCCAUGGCCACCGCCACCGCCACAGCCAGCCAUGGCCUCGUCCGCGUCCCUGCAGCGCUUCCUCCUCCCGCCCUCCCCACACGCGGCGUCGUCCCACCGGCGCCCCGGCCGCGCCCUCCCCGCGCAGCGGCAGUGCCCGGCCAUCUCCGCCUCCGCGCCGUCGUCCCCGCCGGCCGUCGCGGCGGAGCGGCUGGAGCCGAGGGUCGAGGAGCGGGACGGCGGGUACUGGGUGCUCAAGGAGAAGUACCGCACGGGGCUGAACCCGCAGGAGAAGGUGAAGCUGGAGAAGGAGCCCAUGAGGCUGUUCAUGGAGGAAGGCAUCCAGGACCUCGCCAAGAUUCCCAUGGAGAAGAUCGACGCCGCCAAGCUCACCAAGGACGACGUCGACGUCCGGCUCAAGUGGCUUGGGCUCUUCCACCGCCGCAAGCACCAGUACGGUCGCUUCAUGAUGCGGCUGAAGCUGCCGAACGGGGUGACGACGAGCGAGCAGACGCGGUACCUGGCCAGCGUCAUCGAGGCGUACGGCGAGGAUGGGUGCGCCGACGUGACCACCCGGCAGAACUGGCAGAUCCGCGGGGUCACGCUCCCGGACGUGCCGGCCAUCCUCGACGGGCUCCGCGCCGUCGGCCUCACCAGCCUGCAGAGCGGCAUGGACAACGUGCGCAAUCCCGUCGGCAACCCCCUCGCCGGCAUCGACCCCGACGAGAUCGUCGACACGCGCCCCUACACCAACCUGCUCUCGUCCUACAUCACCAGCAACUCGCAGGGAAACCCCGCCGUCACCAACCUACCGAGGAAAUGGAACGUCUGUGUGAUCGGCUCGCACGAUCUGUACGAGCACCCGCACAUCAACGACCUCGCCUACUUGCCGGCCGUCAAGGACGGCAAGCUCGGCUUCAAUCUUCUGGUGGGUGGAUUCAUCAGCCCAAAGAGGUGGGCCGAGGCCUUGCCGCUUGACGCCUGGGUCGCCGGGGACGACGUCAUCCCGGUGUGCAAGGCCAUUCUCGAGGCGUAUCGGGACCUCGGCUUCAGAGGCAACCGGCAGAAGACGCGCAUGAUGUGGCUCAUCGAUGAGCUCGGAAUGGAAGUGUUCCGGUCGGAGGUGGAGAAGAGGAUGCCAAACGGGGUGCUAGAGCGCGCCGCGCCGGAGGACCUCAUCGACAAGAACCGGCAGAGGCGGGACUACCUCGGCGUGCACCCGCAGAAGCAGGAAGGCCUGUCCUACGUCGGCUUGCACGUGCCCGUGGGCCGGCUGCAGGCCGCGGACAUGUUCGAGCUCGCCCGCCUCGCCGACGAGUACGGCUCCGGCGAGCUUCGGCUCACGGUGGAGCAGAACAUCGUGCUCCCUAACGUCAAGAACGAGAAGCUCGACGUGCUGCUCGCCGAGCCGCUGCUGCAGCAGAGAUUCUCGCCGCGACCGUCGCUGCUGUUGAAGGGCCUGGUCGCGUGCACGGGCAACCAGUUCUGCGGGCAGGCCAUCAUCGAGACGAAGGUGCGGGCGCUGCAGGUGACGGAGGAAGUGGAGAAGCGCGUGUCAGUGCCCCGGCCGGUGCGCAUGCACUGGACCGGCUGCCCCAACAGCUGCGGCCAGGUGCAGGUUGCCGACAUUGGCUUCAUGGGCUGCCUGACCAAGGACAGCAACGGAAAGAUCGUGGAGGCGGCGGACAUCUUCGUGGGCGGCCGCAUCGGCAGCGACUCGCACCUGGCCGACGUGUACAAGAAGUCCGUGCCGUGCAAGGACCUGGUGCCGAUCGUGGCCGACCUCCUGGUGGAGCGGUUCGGGGCCGUGCCCAGGGAAAGGGAGGAGGAUGAGGAAUAGGAGCACAAUUGUUUAUUGGCUCAGAGAUGAGUUGCUGUUUGUUGUAAAGUAGACGCUGCCUUCUUGACUUCUUCCAUGGCACAAUUGUUCUAUUCCACGAUUUGUUUUGCUGUUGUUGUAAUGUAGCCCAAAGUUCUCUUAUUCACGUUACAGAGAAUGAUGAUAAAUAAAGUAACACGCUGCAGGCCCAUCGAAA